Phalacrocorax carbo (great cormorant) is the source of this 4582-nucleotide messenger RNA. The record is from RefSeq and is a predicted model, not a curated record. Lineage: Eukaryota; Metazoa; Chordata; Aves; Suliformes; Phalacrocoracidae.
GCGCUGCGGUGCGGGCAGGUUCCUGCCGCCGCCGGUCGCAUGAAGACGGCGGGGGCGCAGCGCGGAGCCGCCGCCGCGGGGCUGCGGGGUGAGGGGCGCCCCUCCUGCCGCCGCGCCCGUCCCUUGGGGAGGCUGCGGGGCAGCCACAGCGCUCGGGACGGCGGCUGCUGCCAAGGAAGUCAAGGCAGUUUGCACUUGAAGGGUACUUGGACAAGUCUAGGACACCUGUUAACUUGGGUGAAGCUGGAAUUCUUGUGAAAAGCUGAGCAUUUGCUUCCUGGCUGCUGGGGAAAAAAAAAAAUUCUGCUUUCAGGUUAUCAGAGAUGGUGAUUUGAAGAAUCAGGUUUCCGAUAUGAACAAAGUAAAAACAUCAUCUGAAAAAAGUGUUUCUACCAGUUCUCGGACUAUGUCGCUGCUGUCACAGCUGGAGAAGAUAAAUUUGGACUCUGUAUUAGGAGAAGCAGACAAUGCCAGAUAUGUUACCUCGAAGAUCCUUCAUCUGGUUCAGAGUCAAGAAAAAACCAGGAAGGAGAUGACUUCUAAGGGCUCCACUGGAAUAGAAGUUGUCCUGUCAACCCUAGAGAAUACAAAAGAUCCUCAAACUAUUCUAAAUAUAUUGAAUAUUCUCAUUGAGGUAGUCUCGGUUGGUGGUGGUCGGAGAGCAAGCGUCUUAGUCACUAAAGGAGGGACACAGAUCUUAUUGCAGCUGCUUUUGACUGCCAGCAAAGACUCUCCACCAAAUGAAGAAUUAAUGGUGCUUCUUCAUACUCUUCUUGCAAAAAUUGGUCCAAAAGACAAAAAGAUUGGCAUGAAAGCAAGAAUUAAUGGUGCCCUAAACAUAUCAUUGAAUUUAGUGAAGCAGAAUUUGCAGAACCACAAGCUAAUAUUGCCAUGUCUUCAAGUAUUAAGAGUUUACUCAACCAACUCUGUAAACGCAGUGUCCUUGGGAAAGAAUGGAGUAGUAGAACUGAUGUUUAAGAUCAUUGGGCCUUUUAGUAAAAAGAACACUAGCCUUAUGAAGGUUGCUUUAGACACACUUGCUGCAUUGCUAAAAUCAAAAACAAAUGCCAGGAGAGCAGUAGACAGAGGAUAUGUGCAGGUGCUUUUAACGAUUUAUGUUGAUUGGCACAGUCAUGAUAGUCGACAUAGAUACAUGCUGAUACGUAAAGGAGUUUUACAGUGCAUUAAAAAUGCUACAAACAUCAAACUGGGAAGAAAAGCAUUCAUUGAUGCCAAUGGGAUGAAAAUACUUUACAACACUUCGCAAGAGUGCCUUGCAGUAAGAACUCUUGAUCCCCUUGUCAACACUUCCAGCCUAAUAAUGAGAAAAUGUUUUCCUAAAAAUCGUCUCCCUUUACCAACUAUCAAAAGCACUUUCCAUUUCCAACUCCCAGUUAUUCCUGCCAGUGGUCCUGUGGCUCAGCUGUACAAUUUGCCUCCUGAUGUGGAUGAUGUAGUAGAUGAAAGUGAUGAUAACGAUGAUGCUGAAACAGAAUCAGAAAUUGAAACCGAAAAUGAUGAUGACAAGGACCAACAUUUUAAGAAUGAUGAUAUUGAGACUGAUAUUAAUAAACUGAAACCUAGACAGGAAUUGGGAAGACCCAUAGAAGAACUGAAAAUGUAUGAGCAAUUUUUCCCAGAACUUUCAGAAAACUUUCAGGAAUGUGACUUAGUUUCCCAGGAACCAAAGCCUUUUGUACCUGAUGCAAAUCUGGGUGGACCUAUUGUUGUUCCUACGGCAGGAGAGGAGCACUCUGCUGAAGCAGACCAGUCAACAAAAGGAGUUGCUUUGAAGGAGAGCAAUCCUUUGUUGACAGAAGAAUACAACAGGAGGCCAGCCUUUCUGGAACUACCAAAGAAAGAUAGUAUCAAAGACAGUAGUUUACAUCAGCAAAAUGAUCAAAGAAACCUGCUUCCAUCAUGCCAGUGUCUAAGCCAAGAAAUUGUGAAAGGCUUGGACAGAAUCAGUCUGCAGAACAGUGCAAAAAAUGAUCAGUAUUAUGGUACAGGGUGUGUAAUAAAGAAGGAAAGCAAAACUAGCCUUACCACACUUCCUUGUAGUAAACCUUGCGAACAUGUUUCACCCUUUGGUAGUAGCCUCUUCGAAGGAUCAUCUGUCCAGCUGGGAAAACUCUGCUGUGCUGGAGUGGAUUCGGAGGAGGAAGAUUCCAAAUCUAGUUCAUCAGGAGAACAAGUCAUGCUUGAGGUUUCUGAUGUAUCACCAGUUCAUGACUGUGAUCUUUAUAUUGAAAUGGUAAAAAACACAAAAUCUAUUCCUGAAUAUUCAGAAGUGGCCUAUCCAGAUUAUUUUGGCCAUAUUCCACCGCCGUUUAAGGAGCCGAUUCUGGAAAGGCCGUAUGGGGUGCAGAGGACAAAAAUCUCUCAAGAUAUUGAAAGACUGAUUCAUCCAAAUGACAUUAUAGACAGAGUUGUGUAUGACCUUGAUAAUUUGAGUUGUUCAGUACCAGAGGAAGCAGAUGUUUUGAAGUUUAAUUCAAAAUUCGAAUCUGGAAACCUGCGCAAAGUUAUUCAGAUCAGAAAAAACGAGUAUGAUCUAAUUCUGAACUCGGAUAUAAAUAGCAAUCAUUACCAUCAAUGGUUUUACUUUGAAGUCAGUGGAAUGAAAACUGGCAUUGGUUACCGGUUUAACAUCAUCAACUGUGAAAAGUCAAACAGUCAGUUUAACUACGGUAUGCAGCCCCUCAUGUAUUCUGUUCAAGAAGCAUUAAAUUCUCGACCGUGUUGGACUCGUGUUGGGACAGAUAUUUGUUACUAUAAGAAUCACUUUUCAAGAAGUUCAAUUGCUGCUGGAGGACAGAAAGGAAAAUCUUACUAUACAAUUACGUUCACAGUGACUUUCCAGCAUAAAGAUGAUGUCUGCUACUUUGCUUACCAUUAUCCAUAUACAUACUCAACUUUAAAGAUGCAUCUUCAGAAGCUGGAAUCUAUGCACAAUCCUCAACAGAUAUAUUUUCGACAAAAUGUUCUCUGUGAGACCCUGGCUGGCAACAGUUGUCCCUUAGUCACUAUUACAGCCAUGCCAGAAUCCAAUUACUAUGAACAUAUCUGUCAGUUCAGGAAUCGGCCUUAUGUUUUCCUGUCUGCUCGUGUACAUCCUGGAGAGACUAAUGCAAGCUGGGUUAUGAAGGGAACACUGGAAUACCUUAUGAGCAAUAAUCCAAGUGCCCAAUGUUUACGAGAAUCUUAUAUUUUCAAAAUUAUUCCCAUGCUUAAUCCAGAUGGUGUCAUCAGCGGAAACCACCGUUGCUCUUUAAGUGGAGAAGAUUUAAACAGGCAGUGGCAAAAUCCAAAUCCAGAUCUGCAUCCCACUAUUUACCAUGCUAAAGGGUUACUGCAAUAUCUGGCUGCUAUAAAACGUUUACCUUUGGUCUACUGCGAUUAUCAUGGUCACUCUCGUAAAAAGAAUGUGUUUAUGUAUGGCUGCAGCAUCAAAGAGACAAUGUGGCACACAAAUGUUAACGCUGCCUCUUGUGACCUGAUGGAGGACCCUGGUUACAGGGCACUCCCUAAGAUCCUGAGCCAAACUGCCCCAGCAUUCUGCAUGGGCAGCUGCAGCUUUGUAGUAGAAAAGUCCAAGGAAUCAACAGCACGAGUUGUUGUCUGGAGAGAGAUAGGAGUACAAAGGAGCUACACAAUGGAAAGCACCUUAUGUGGAUGUGACCAGGGCAAAUAUAAGGGACUGCAGAUAGGGACAAGAGAACUGGAGGAGAUGGGAGCAAAGUUCUGUGUUGGCUUACUGCGUUUAAAAAGAAUGGCCUCACCUUUGGAAUACAAUCGGCCUUCUAACCUGGAUAUUGAAAAUGAACUGAUUGAGUCAAGCUGUAAAGUGACAAGCCCCACUACAUAUGUAUUGGAUGAAGACGAGCCUCGCUUCCUUGAAGAAGUUGAUUACAGCGCAGAGAGUAAUGAUGAUCAAGACAUUGAAUUAGCUGAUAAUGUGGGUGAUUAUGAAGCAUCUAAUCAAGAAGAUGGACUUUCAGACUCAGAUUCAACAAGGAUACUCCUUUCAUGAACCGUCUUUGCAGCCAGUAAUAAGAAAUCAAGUAUCCUGGAUUUUCAUACUCAAAUACUUCCUCAUUCUUGUCUACUAAGGGGAUAUGCUUAAGAAAACACAAAUAACUGGGGCUUGCCUAGCCUAAGGACAAUAAAUAUUUCUGAUUUCUGAUAAAUUGGCAUUUGUUUUAUUUAAGGAGUUUUGUGUUUUCUUCUAGCACUAAAUAGAUAAAUUUAUUUACUGGUUCAUUUUCUACUAAAUAGCACCGCAUGGCAUUUUGUGUCCUUAAACCCUGUCUUCAGAAAAAUGGAUUAUAAUUUGUCGUGUGUAAGAGUACAGAAACUAAUUCUUUGUGUUAUGAUUCUUUGAGUUGCUUCCUGAAAAAUAUAUAUGUACAGAUUUUCUAAAUUAAUAUGUGUAUGUGUGUGUAUAUGCGCGUGUGUAUACUGAGGUGAAGAGGUUAUUUUUCAACAUUAUUUCAAAGAAACUUGACUGUGUUUGAAGUAAUGUAGUGCCUGCUCUGGAACCAUUGAAUAAUUACUGAAUUAAAAAUUAAAAAGUAAUGUA